AUGACAAACGACAUGAAUUUAAUUGUAAGGUGUGAAGCUAGCACAGCCAGCGAUAUAACAAACUCAUUCAAUAACAAGGGUAAUGGAACACAGGACUUCACCAACACAACAGUAAUCAUCAUCAAUGGAGAGUGGUCAUAUUGCUCAAUGUUUAACUUGCAGGCUGUCCACUGGUUUGUCACCUACUCCGACACCCGUUUCAGUGAAUUGAGUUUUCCAAAAGGAAAAGCGAAAAUGGCUAAACCCCCGGAGCCGCCGCCGGCUGAGGCAGGCGAUGGUGUUGAUCCUGAAGGGUUGGCUGGAGCGCGCUGGCAGAAAAGCGAUGUGGUGGUGGAAGGUGACAGAAGAUACAAAGGAGUAAGGAAGAGGAAGUGGAAGUGGAACAACCAUUGA
Molecule: messenger RNA, 393 nt
Organism: Sphenostylis stenocarpa
Lineage: Eukaryota; Viridiplantae; Streptophyta; Magnoliopsida; Fabales; Fabaceae
Source: the annotation of a GenBank genome assembly